Molecule: messenger RNA, 3174 nt
Organism: Ipomoea nil (Japanese morning glory)
Lineage: Eukaryota; Viridiplantae; Streptophyta; Magnoliopsida; Solanales; Convolvulaceae
Product: serine/threonine-protein kinase ATM
Exons: 2
Coding region: 488-2932 (814 amino acids)
Source: RefSeq, a predicted model, not a curated record
GUGGCGACACCGCACACCACCCACCACUCACCACCUCAGCCUCAAGCGAGUAUGCUUUUAUUUUUGCAUCCCAGCGAGUGAGUGAGACCUCCUCCGCGAUCAAUCAUCCUCACUUCACCGUCUCAAAAAACAAAUAAAAAAAACUCAAAACAUAUUAAUUAAAAAGGUUUCGAGUUUCGAGCAGUAAAAUGAUGUGAUAUUUUGAUCUUGAGAUAAGCGCCGGGUCGAAAUCGCGUUUAACUAGAAAAGAAGAGCGCUACCUAUUCAUCACUUUAUUUAUUCGUUUCUCAAACUUUCUUGACUUGUUCAUUUCUUGGUUUGGGAAGCUCUGAAGAAGAAGAAGAAGCCUAUCUAGAAGCUGCAGAAAUCUGUGUUGACUGGUUGAAGAAGAAGAGAGUCCAAAGGUCCCAUUUUUGUUGAGACUUGGUCCCCGCGAUUAUCGGGGUAUUAGAUAGGGCAGGGCAAUCUUUAAGAUAUUUCCCCUAAAAUGGCAACGCAGAAAGAAUCAGAGACCGCUGAAACCCUAGCGGCUGGUUUUACUGAACUCACCAAUUCCAAAACCCCCCCUCCUGGUGAUAAUGGAGGUUUGGGCAGUGAUCAAAAUGGGGACUUUUUGUCCGUUAAUGAACAGGAUGCCGUUAUUGGUGAUGGGAUUUCUCUUUUGGUACAAGUCCAUGGUACAUUGGAGACUGAGAAAGAGGAAUUGGCACUAAGAGGAAAUGAUAAUAAUAAUAAUAAUAAUUCUCCUGUUUUGAAGAAAGAGGAGAAGCCACAAACUGAAGCUAUUAAUGGGGAUGGAAGAUUAGGAAAUGAAGCUGAUGAUGAUGAUGAGAGAAAGGAUAGUGUUGAUGAAGGUGUUUCUGAACACACCUAUUCUGUAGGUGACUAUGUUUGGGGUAAAAUCAAGAGUCAUCCAUGGUGGCCUGGCCGGAUUUACGACCCGUCUGAUGCUUCUGAGUUUGCGGAGAAGUACAGGCAGACGGGUAGGCUCCUCGUGGUUUACUUUGGGGAUGGCUCUUUCUCUUGGUGCCUUCCAUCGCAGCUGAAGCCCUUUGCCGAUAACUUUGAGGAGAUGUCGAAGCAGAGCAGUAUCAAGACUUUCCUUUAUGCGGUGGAUAAGGCUCUCGAUGAAAUUGGCACAUUGUUGGUACUGGGAAUGACUUGUCAAUGUAUACCACGAGACCACAUUGCUGGGUGUGGUUGGCCCAUGGCAAUGAACGCUGGAAUCAAGACAGGAGCUCUUGUACCAAAAGGAGACACCCGUACGCUUUCCCUUCCUAGUUAUGACCCUCGGUUGGUACUUUUAAAGUUGAGGGAUCUUGCUCGGACCACUUCUGUUCCCGGGAGGCUUGAGUUUGUUGUCCUCACUAGUUGGCUAUCUGCUUUCUAUCGGGCAAAAGGGGGUUGCCGGUUAUCUCUGUAUUCUGAGCCCAGUCUAAUUGAAGGCCUGGAGGAUAAGACUAGAAAUAAUGCUUUGGAUGAAACUGAUUUCAGUGUUUCUAUUGAGGUACCUAUCAAGGGUCCCCUGGAUGACGAAUGGGGUUCUUGCCAAAAUACCGGCCCUAUAAAUUGCCCAGUACUUGCUGAUGAUAAGCUUUACCACCGUAGGAAACAAAAAAGCGUGGCUGAACUAAUGGGAGAAAACGUCAGGUCGGAUGUUGGGAAUAGCGGUGAUGGUGUUGCUCAGGUUACUGAAACGGGUAUUAAGGAAUGUGGGAAGGAGACCGACUGCUAUAGUUCAGCAAAAAUUGCAAAGAAAAGGAGGAAUCCUUUAUUGUCCAUUAAAUGCAGUGAAAAUGGUUCUGGGAACAAUGUAGGAGAGGCCAAAGAAGAAUCUGAAAAGAGUCCUGCUUCAAGGGAAAGGAAAAAGAGCAAGUAUCUAUCACCUCCAUACACAAGCCCUAGGUGGAUUACUGGAAGGUCGAGUGCUAAGAGAGAAUUUGAAGCAGAUUCUGAAAAAAUUUCCAAAACUGCUAGAGUUGGCGAGCAGAUGAAGCCUGCUGCAGAAGGAGUCGGAAUUCCUAAUUCCGAGGAAAUGAAGGAAAAGGUUCUGGAACAACCUGAUGAUCUUGACAUGGAAACUCAAAUUGGCAAAGAAAAUCAUGAGAAGACACCUGGCACUGUUUAUACGAAUGCAUCUAUAAAUCAAGUCCUAACAGAGUUUCAAUCUACUGCCAUUGACCCUUCAAGCAACUCUGGAACCCUUGAUAUGGUUAGAGAAUUCAUUAGUGCAUUCAGGAAGUCAGUCUAUUUAAAUCGAACAAACUACAAGGUGCAUACCAGUAGGCAAUCUGGGAGGAAGAGAAAAUCACCGUGCUCCCCGAUAGAAAACCAUGUAGAUGGACCGAGUGCAACUAAUGCUAAGUCACAGCAACGAGGAAAGAAGACUAAACUGGCCGAGGCAGAAACAUCUAAGCUCAAGAAACCCGCUUCAACAUCUUCUGGGGAAGCAGAAGACAAGGAAGCUGCUAGAAAAACAUUUCCUGUAUCCCUCGUCGUAACAUUCUCACCUGGGUAUCCUCUGCCAUCUAAAGAAGAGCUUGUUAGAAUAUUCAGCAGGUAUGGUGACUUGAAUGAAAAGGAAACUAAUACCUUCUAUAACUCUAACUGCGCUCAAGUUGUCUAUGAGAAUGGCUCUGAUGCAGAAGCGGCCUUCAGGAAAUCUGUUAAGCAAAGCCCAUUUGGCGGUGCCCAUGUUAACUACAGGCUCCGUUACUCUCCACACAAGCAGGAUCCCAGAGUCUUGCUCGACUCGCAGUUGGAACGCGAUGAUGCUUCGGAGAUUGGUUCAAUCAAGCAGAACCUCAACAUUCUGAAAUCUAUGCUGAGAAAGUGUAAUGGAAAAAUAUCACCAGAGGAGAAAUUCGACCUGGAGGGUGAGAUCAAGGGACUGCUGGAGAAGGUGAGCACAAUGGAUGUAGUAGCCCCAUGAUAUAUAUUUAUAUAUAUAGUACUUAGUGCUACCUUUUUGUGUCAAGGAUGGACAUUCAAAUAAUCAGAUGACUUCUUAGACUCUUGUGUGGAAGUAGAGGGAUGGACAGUUUAUUUAUAUAGGAUGGUAGAUUGGAAUAUGGCUUCAUGAACUUUCAGAGGGACAGUUGUAACUAGUUUCAUAAGAUAUACUUUACUGCUCUUUAGAAGCUAGUUAUUAUUACUCUAAAAUGAUGGCUGAAA